GGAGGGGAGGCCAACGCACGGCGCGGAAAUCGAGGUGGGCCAAGGGCAGCGCGGAGCGGCAGCGCCCCCGAGAAGAUGUGUGUGAGUGGGACGUUGCAUAGCGUGUGCGUGUAUCGAUGCAUGGCGAUGAGCAGCGAUGCGAAAGGGGCGAACGGGAGGUCCACGGGGAAAAGAGGCAGGGAGCAGGGCGGAGGGAGACGAGGCCGGUCAUGUGCAUGUGCGUGUAAGAGGGAGUGGGAGAGCGCGGUGGGCAUGGCGCAGUGGGAGAUAAUGAUAGCAGGUGUAGAGACGAGAGGACCUUGCUGCGGAGGUGUGCAGCGGAAAGACAACGUGGGUUCACGUGUCGAUCGGCCGGUGGAGGGGAUGGGAAAGGGCGAAAGCGAAGGUGCGGGGGGCAAAGAGGCCGCAGGCGGGGCGGAGGAGGAGGAGAGGGGCGAUGUGCAUGUCCGCAUUUACGGGAGCAGGAGAGAGCACCGAGCAUGGGAAAUGCGGGAGGAGGACACGGCGGGAGAUGAUAAUGAGUGAGGAUGUGAGUUGAUCUGUGGAUCGAUCAGUGCGGGGGUUGUCGACCAAGAGGUCACGGAGGGGAGACCGGCUUGCUGCGCUCGUGGACAGCACAACGACCACGAACAGCUGCACCUUUGCACAGCAUAAUGACAACGUAGAUCGAUCCGGACGUGAGUUGCCCUGUGGAUCGAUCAGUACGGGGGUUGUCGACGGAGAGGUCGCAGAGGGGAAAGCGGCUUGCUGCAUCCGUGGACAGCAGAACGACGAUGCGGAUCAACCGAGUUGAGGCGAGGUCUGGGGGAGUAAAACAAACAACGCACU
This is a messenger RNA of Chara braunii, 828 nucleotides long. NCBI's taxonomy places the organism in Eukaryota, Viridiplantae, Streptophyta, Charophyceae, Charales, Characeae. The record is from the annotation of a GenBank genome assembly.